Molecule: messenger RNA, 1686 nt
Organism: Chrysochloris asiatica (Cape golden mole)
Lineage: Eukaryota; Metazoa; Chordata; Mammalia; Afrosoricida; Chrysochloridae
Gene: IRF2BP2
Product: interferon regulatory factor 2 binding protein 2
Exons: 3
Coding region: 1-1686 (561 amino acids)
Biological process (GO): regulation of transcription by RNA polymerase II
Cellular component (GO): nucleus
Molecular function (GO): transcription corepressor activity
Source: RefSeq, a predicted model, not a curated record
AUGGCCGCGGCGGUGGCAGUGGCGGCCGCAUCCAGGCGGCAGUCGUGCUACUUGUGUGACUUGCCCCGUAUGCCCUGGGCCAUGAUUUGGGACUUCACCGAGCCCGUGUGCCGCGGCUGCGUCAACUACGAGGGCGCCGACCGCGUCGAGUUUGUCAUCGAGACCGCGCGGCAGCUCAAGCGGGCGCACGGCUGCUUCCAGGAGGGCCGCUCCCCACCCGGCGCCGCUGCCCCGGCCGCCGCUAAGCCGCCGCCGCUUUCGGCCAAGGACAUACUCCUGCAGCAGCAGCUCAGCCACGGCGCGCCCGAGGCGGCCCCGCGAGCCCCGCAGGCCUUGGAGCGUUAUCCGUUGGCCGCCGCCACCGAGCGGCCCCCGCGCCUCGGCUCCGACUUCGGCGGGAGCCGCCAGACUGGGGGCCUGACCCAGCCGCCGACGCCGCAGCCGCCGCCCGUGAACGGCAUCCUGGUGCCCAAUGGCUUCUCCAAGCUGGAGGAGCCUCCGGAGCUGAACCGCCAGAGCCCGAACCCACGGCGCGGUCACGCCGUGCCUCCCACCCUGGUGCCGCUCAUGAACGGCUCGGCCGCGCCGCUGCCCGCCGCCCUCAGCCUCGGCAGCCGCGCCGCCGCCGCCUCGCUAGCCGCGUCCGUGUCGAGCAGUGCGGCCGCCGAGCACGAGCAGCGAGAGGCAGCGGCCAAGGAGAAGGCGCCACCGCCUGCGCACCGGGGCCCGGCUGACAGCCUCUCCGCCGCGGCCGGGGCGGCCGAGCUGGGCGUGGAGAGCGCGGGCAAAGGCCGUGGGCCCGGCGAACAGGACUGGGUCAACAGGCCCAAGACCGUGCGUGACACGCUGCUGGCUCUGCACCAGCAUGGCCACUCGGGGCCCUUCGAGAGCAAGUUUAAGAAGGAGCCGGCCCUGACUGCAGGCAGGUUGCUGGGUUUCGAGGCCAACGGGGCCAACGGGUCUAAAGCAGCUGCAAGAACAGCAAGAAAGAGGAAGCCUUCUCCAGAACCCGAAGGUGAAGUUGGGGCUCCAAAGAUCAAUGGUGAGACCCAGCCGUGGCUGUCCACAUCAACCGAAGGGCUCAAGAUCCCCAUGACUCCCACAUCCUCUUUUGUGUCUCCACCCCCACCCACCGCCUCACCUCAUUCCAACCGGACCACACCGCCUGAAGCAGCCCAGAAUGGCCAGUCCCCCAUGGCAGCCCUGAUCUUAGUAGCAGACAAUGCAGGUGGCAGUCAUGCCUCAAAAGAUGCCAACCAGGUUCACUCCACCACCAGGAGGAAUAGCAGCAGCCCACCUUCUCCAUCCUCAAUGAACCAAAGAAGGCUGGGCCCCAGAGAUGUGGGGGGACAAGGAGCAGGCAGCACGGGAGGACUGGAGCCCGUGCACCCUGCCAGCCUUCCGGACUCCUCUCUGGCAGCCAGUGCGCCCCUGUGUUGCACCCUCUGCCACGAGCGGCUGGAGGACACACACUUUGUGCAGUGUCCCUCCGUCCCUUCCCACAAGUUUUGCUUCCCCUGCUCCAGACAAAGCAUCAAACAGCAGGGAGCAAGUGGAGAGGUCUAUUGUCCCAGUGGGGAAAAAUGCCCGCUUGUGGGCUCCAAUGUCCCCUGGGCCUUUAUGCAGGGGGAAAUUGCCACCAUCCUGGCCGGAGAUGUGAAAGUGAAAAAGGAGAGAGACUCUUGA